AUGGCUUGCUCUGUUAUAAUUCACACCACGUCACAAGAAAAGAACGGUUCGAUUAUUGGUGAUGUUCCUAAACAUCAACAUGCUGGGGAUAUUACUGAUAUUAAGGCCAAAGUUAUUCGAGCAAAUUUAAAGCUUCGUGCUGUUAAUAGUGACAAUAAUCCAUUGCAAGUAAUUGCUGACACUGUAAAAAAUGCUAACUCUCCUGUAAUGGCUCGAUUGGGUCGAAUUGCAUCAAUGCAGCGAUUGGUCCAGCGUGCUCGUCAUGAAAUAAUACCUCAAGUUGAUGGAAACAAUAUAUCUGAUUUCAUAUUACGUGAUGACUUGAAAAUGACUGAAAAGAACCAACUAUUUUUACAUCAAUGUGAAAUUUGGUGUGGCGACGGCACUUUUCGAUCAGUCCCAGUUAUAUUUAAGCAAUUAUAUUCAUUACAUGGAGUCAUUGAUGGACACACAUUGCCAUUAGUUUACGUAUUAUCACCUUGUAAAUCUCAGUCUACUUAUUUAAAGAUUUUGAAGAAAAUAAAAGAACUAAUGCCUGAUGUUAUUACUUUACGUUGGAUGUUAACCGACUUUGAAUUGUCUUAUAUUAAUGCGUUUAAGACUGUAUUUGAAAAUGUCGACGUCAGUGGAUGCUUUUUCCAUCAUACUCAAUGUAUAUGGCGUCAUGUGCAAAGUGAAGGUUUACAACAGUGGUAUAAUAAAAACAUACGUGUCGUUCAGAAUAUAAAAAUGCUAAUGUCACUGGCAUUUGUCCCCCCUAAUGAUGUAAAAGAAGCCUACGACGAGCUUGUAAAAAGUGAAUUUUAUGUCGAGAAUGAACAACGAUUAUCUGGAUUGUUGGAUUAUUAUGAAUCUACGUGGAUCGGUGUCUUGAAACGGAACAAAGUUGAUCGUUCUGCUCCGAUGUUUAGUAUUGAGUUGUGGAAUUGUUACGAUAGUGUAAUUAAUGAAGAAAUGAAAUCCAAUAAUGGAAUAGAGGGAUGGCAUCAUUCUUUUAAUGCCUUGGUUCGCAUUUAUCACGCUAAUUUAAGCAAGUUCAUAAGUGUAUUGCGAACUGAGCAGACUAUCGUCGAAUUAAAAUUAAAUCAUCAAGAUACUGGUGUAUCAUUACCUAAACGUCGUCGUAAUUACCGUGAAUAUGAUGCACGUUUAAAGAAUGUUGUAGCUGCAUACGAUCCUAAUAAUAAGUUACAAUACUUAAAAAAUGUAGCCAAUGUAUUGCGUACCUAA
This is a messenger RNA of Microplitis demolitor, 1230 nucleotides long. RefSeq lists its product as uncharacterized. Lineage: Eukaryota; Metazoa; Arthropoda; Insecta; Hymenoptera; Braconidae. The record is from RefSeq and is a predicted model, not a curated record. The transcript has 3 exons. The coding region runs from base 1 to 1230 and encodes 409 amino acids.